AUGAACAUGGAAAGGAACCCGUAUAAAAGAAGUAUAAAAGAGGAAAACCCCUAUCGCAUGAAAAGGGAAGAAAAUCCUUAUUUGAGAAAGGUAGAAAACCCGUACAUAAAAAAAGAAGAAAACUCAUACUUUAAGAAUGAAAACUCGUAUCGUCAGAAUCAAGAAUAUCUUAAAAAGCAGGAAAAUAAAUCCUAUGGUCCUAGAAAUGACAUGAUCCCGUAUAUUAAGAAAUAUGAAGAAAAACCGAUUCCGAUCGAGAAGAAAGAAAUCAAUCAUAAGUAUCGCAGAGAAAAUCCUUAUAUCAAAGAACACCUUAAAGAUCAACAAAACGCUAGUUUUGAUGUUGAGAUCUCUGACCCCAUCGUAACUAGUCCCGAGAGUCCUUCGGUCCUAAAAGUUGAUCGUUUUCGUUUGAGAAACGUUCCGGUUCAUAAGGAAAACCCUUACGCGAAUUGGAAGUUUUCAAGCAUUAAAGAUAUUGAUCAAAAUCAUGAAGCAAAAUGUAUAAGGUCUUCCGCAAGAAUUGACGAUCAGUAUAUACGAAUUGACGCGUUUACAGUUACUCCGAAGCCGGUAAAUUAUAAUUAUUUAAUUGAAAUUGAUUGGAAGCUUAAUGAAGAGUUUAUUGAUGCUGUAAGAAUUGAACAGGGAGCUGUUGCUGAACCAAAUGAUGUCGCUAAUGAAAAUGUUAAAGAUAAACGGAUAAAAGAUGAUGUUAUUGAACGCGCCGAUCGUGAUGAAGUCAUAGAUAAUGAAAAGGUUGAUGAUAUAAAAUCACCUGGAGAUAUUAAAGUUGUUGAUGACUCGAAAUCGUUAAAGUGCUUUUAUGAAUCGAAGAAACUUGAAGAAGCUAUUGAAAUUAAAACAGAAGCGACGACAAUAGUUGAACCACACAAGUCAAUUGAAUCCGAAAAAGAAAUAAUUACAACGGAAGAGAUGACUCUUGUUGAACCACAUAAGCAAGUCGAAUCCGAAAAAGACCUGAUUACAAUGGAAGAAAUGAAGCUUGUUGAACUACUUGAACAAGAUGAAUCAGAAAAGAACUUGAUUACAACUGAAGAGACGUGUUUUGAUGAAGCUAUUAAGCAAGAUGAAUCAGAAAAAGACUUGAUUAGAAUGGAAGCGUCAUUGUUUUAUGAACCAUUUGAGCAAAACGAAUCAGAAGAAAACUUGUAUAUAUCGGAAGCGACGAUAGUUGAUGAACUACCUGAGCAUGAUGAACCAAAAAAAGACUUGUUUACAACGGAAGCAACGAUAGUGUAUGAAACACUUGAGCAAAGCGAAUCAGACAAAGACUUGAUUUCAACGGAAGCGGCGACAUUUGAUGAACAAAUUAAGCAACCUGAAUCAGAAAAAGAAUUAAUCCAAAUGGAAGCGACGACAGUUAUUGAAUUGCAAAAGCCAAAUGAAUUCGAGAAUGAGAUGCAAGCGGAUGCAUCGCAAAACCCUCGUGAAGAGAGUAUUUCAUAUCCACUAAUUGUUUCUCCGAAGGAAGAUAAAAUGGAAAGAUUAGAAAAGGAAACUACUAAAAUAGCGGAGAGGGUCAACGCCAGUGAUAAAGUUAAAGCGCUCAAAAGCCAGCUUCAUCUUUUAUUUAAUCAUAAAAUGUCCGAAUCAGCUGCGCCAAAAGAAAAUUCCGAUCAAUAUAAAAUUGACAAUCAAGUAGUCGUUAAACCAGAUAAGCCAGUAUCAAAAUCAAGUGAAAAUGGUGUAAAAAAGGAACCAGGUAAAGCGAUUCAUGUGGGAAAUACAUUUUGCGAAAAAAGGACUAUAAAAGCCGACCAAGCUUUACAACUCUCACCUACCAAAGAUAAGCUAGAAAGGGGACUACCUGCUACACUAAAUGUUAAACUCUGUCAGACGUAUACGAUAUCUCAGAAGUCAAAACUUCCAAAUAGUGUACCUACAUACAUUUUGGUUGGUGAUCGAUUCGUUCGAGAGGAUAAAGCUUUGAUAGAUCUGGAUAAAGAUGAUUCAGUUGAAACUAGUUCAAUCAAUAAUAUAAAACCAGUACAGGUGAAAUUGUUGCCACCUGAGCUUCAAGAAAUCGAUUAUACGGGAUGGAUUAUGCAGCAAAUUGUUAAACCGAGUGGAUCUUUCCUUGAAGAAUUUGAAGGUUGA
Molecule: messenger RNA, 2121 nt
Organism: Funneliformis geosporum
Lineage: Eukaryota; Fungi; Glomeromycota; Glomeromycetes; Glomerales; Glomeraceae
Source: the annotation of a GenBank genome assembly